AUGGCGGAUUGCAUCUUGGAACAGCUCAAAUCCCAACCGCUAUGGCUCCUCAUUCCCAUAUCCCUGGGCCUCCUAUCCCUCCUCAAGCUCACACUUUCCAUUCUCAUAUGGGUCUACGUCAAUUUUCUCCGACCCGGUAAAAACCUCAAGAAAUACGGGUCGUGGGCUCUGGUAACGGGCCCUACCGACGGCAUAGGCAAGGCAUUCGCUUUCCAGCUAGCGAGAAAGGGGCUCAAUUUGAUUUUAGUCGGGCGAAACCCUAGUAAGCUGGAGGAAGUUUCCGGAUCCAUCAAAUCCAAGUACGGGUCGGUCCAGAUCAAGUCCGUGGUUAUGGAUUUCUCCGGGGACCUGGACGACGGCGUUUCGAGGAUCAAGGAUGCUAUUCAGGGCGUGGACGUCGGAGUUUUGAUCAACAACGUGGGGUUGUCUUAUCCCUAUGCGAGGUUCUUUCAUGAACUGGAUGAUAAAUUGCUGAGCGAUUUGAUUAAGGUAAAUGUUGAGGGGACAACGAAAGUCACCCAAGCUGUUUUGCCUGGGAUGGUGGAAAGAAAAAGAGGGGCUAUUGUGAAUAUUGGCUCUGGUGCUGCUAUUAUUAUCCCUGCUGAUCCGCUCUACUCUGUUUACGCUGCAACAAAAGCUUAUAUUGACCAGUUUUCGAGAUGCCUCUAUGUGGAGUACAAGAAGAGUGGGAUUGACGUGCAAUGCCAGGUGCCUUUGUAUGUUGCAACCAAAAUGGCAUCAAUAAGAAGGUCAUCCUUCUUUGUUCCAUCCGCUGAUGGGUAUGCGCGAGCCGCGUUACGUUGGAUAGGUUACGAGCCACGGUGCACACCGUAUUGGCCCCACUCGCUUUUGUGGGCUCUAGCAAAUUCUUUGCCCGACUCGGUUAUCGAUGCCUGGCGUCUCAAGUUCUGCCUUGGCAUUAGGAAGAGAGGCCUGCUCAAGGACUCCAAGAAGACGGAAUAG
Striga hermonthica is the source of this 963-nucleotide messenger RNA. Lineage: Eukaryota; Viridiplantae; Streptophyta; Magnoliopsida; Lamiales; Orobanchaceae. The record is from the annotation of a GenBank genome assembly.